UUGAACAAAUUGAACCACUAUAUGGACGAUGGUCGGCCAGUGGUGGCGUAUAUCGCCUCUCUGGAGUUAAUGAAGGUUUCUUCCCUUCUGCCCUCCAAUCCCCAAAGGUCUGCUGUUGUACACACGUUGGCGCGCUCUUUAGGACUCUACGCGCGUGAUUUCUCUUCGAAAAGAGCGCUAGUACUGGUUCCUCCUCAAAAAGCUGAACCAGCGGACUUGAUCAUAUACCACACGCGCGAAUAUCUCGACUUUGUUCUCGAUCCAGACAAUGCUGAACAAAACAGCCAUAAUGCUGCAGCGAAAACCGAAUACGGUCUCGAAGAGGACUGCCCUAUGUUUCCCAGAGUCAGUGACUAUGUGCGCCUCGUAGGUGGUGCAGCAAUCACGGCAGCCAAGAAACUCCAGCAUCCAAGAUGUGAACUUGCUAUCUGCUGGGACGGGGGGCGUCAUCACGCAAAGAAAGAAAGAGCGGAAGGCUUCUGCUAUGUUGCUGAUUGUGUUCUCGCUCUCAUGGCAAUGCGCCGAAUGGUCCAGCCUGGUCAAAGAAAACCGCGCAUCAUGUACCUGGACCUUGACCUCCACUUCUCCGACGGCGUAUCCCAAGCAUUUCAUCAGACAUCGUCAACCUCUCCGCAUAUAUUGACCUUCAGCAUCCAUCAUACCGCACCGGGUUUCUAUCCUACCUCUCCACUCGCUCACCUACCAACACCAAACAGCGAUCCUUUUACCCUUUCUCUACCCUUACAACAAGGCGCCUCCAACCGGACAUUCUUUCGUGCAUGGCGCUGUGUUGAACUUAUUCAUACAACCUUCGACCCAGACUUGAUUGUCCUCCAAUGCGGAGUUGACUCACUUGCUGGCGACCCUUGUGCAAUUUUCAACUGGUCCCUGGGACCUAUAUCUGAGGAGGGGUCUCUUGGCUGGUGCGUAUCGAGAGUCGUCAACCAUUGGCGUGGCAAGAAACUCCUGCUCGGCGGCGGUGGCUACGACUCCCCCAACGCUGCGAGGGCAUGGGCUUACCUAACGUCUAUUGCAUUAGGGAAUCCCCUUCCUCUCGAUACAGAAAUCCCGAGCGACGAUUCCCACGAGUACUUUCCUCAAUACGCGCCAUCGUUCGUCUUGGAUGUACCAGCAGGGACGAUGCAGGACCGCAACACUAAUGAGUAUCUCGAGUCAGUCGAAAGGGCUUUUGAGGCUGCCGCAAUCGCUGUUCAUACGCGCACGAAAUAG
Messenger RNA from Mycena indigotica, 1230 nucleotides. RefSeq names its product Hist-deacetyl domain-containing protein. Lineage: Eukaryota; Fungi; Basidiomycota; Agaricomycetes; Agaricales; Mycenaceae. Bases 22 to 1230 code for a protein of 402 amino acids. The record is from RefSeq and is a predicted model, not a curated record. Gene Ontology annotation, molecular function: histone deacetylase activity. The transcript has 3 exons.